AUGUAUAAGUGUCUAAAUAUUUAGAAUUUAUAUCAGGAUAUAUUAUUUUUAAAGAAAUCUGUGAUGCUACUCCUUAGCAAGGAAUAAUUAGCAGCUAUCUAAUUGGUAGGAUAUACUUCUUAGUACUUAACAGGAGAUUUCAAAAACUACAAAGAUAAGAAAUAGAUGAAAAGCUACUUUGAAAAGUAGUAAGAUAUAUUGAAUUCAUGUGAUUUACAAUGUAAAUAUGUCAAUAAAUUUUUUUAGAAGUGCUAGAUUGAUAAAAAUUACAAUAAUGCAGAUGUUAAUAAAAGGAUAUUAUAUUCCAUAAAAUAAAACUAAGCAAAAUUAUGA
Tetrahymena thermophila SB210 is the source of this 333-nucleotide messenger RNA. Its product is annotated as AMP-binding enzyme family protein. The transcript is spliced from 2 exons. The record is from RefSeq and is a predicted model, not a curated record. NCBI's taxonomy places the organism in Eukaryota, Ciliophora, Oligohymenophorea, Hymenostomatida, Tetrahymenidae.